Molecule: messenger RNA, 507 nt
Organism: Pollicipes pollicipes
Lineage: Eukaryota; Metazoa; Arthropoda; Thecostraca; Pollicipedomorpha; Pollicipedidae
Product: repetitive proline-rich cell wall protein 2-like
Exons: 2
Coding region: 1-507 (168 amino acids)
Source: RefSeq, a predicted model, not a curated record
AUGGAGACGCCACCGUUGGAGACGACACCGUCGGAGACGACACCGCUGGAGACGCCACCGUUGGAGACGUCACCGUUGGAGACGCCACCGUUGGAAACGACACCGCUGGAGAUGCUACCGCAGGAGACGCCACCGCUGGAGACGUCACCGUUGGAGACGCCACCGUUGGAGACGCCACCGCUAGAGACGUCACCGCUGGAGACGCCACCGCUGGACGCGUCAACGUUGGAGACGCUACGGCUGUACACGCCACCGCUGGAGACGCCACCGCUGGAGACAAUACCGCUGGAGACGCCACCGCUGGAGACAAUUCCGCUGGAGACGUCGCAGUUGGAGACGACGUCACUGGAGACGCUACGGCUGUACACGCUACCGCUGGGGACGCCACCUCUGGAGACAACACCGCUGGAGACGCCGCUGCUGGAGACGCCACCGUUGGAGACAACACCGCUGGAGACGUCACCCAAGACCUGGGCGGAGGACACGAGGCCCCUCAGGACUGGCUAG